CCCCAUAUUUCAUAUAUAUAUAUAUAUAUAUAUGCCCUUAAAGUUCUCAGAUUCCUAGCAGUUUUCUUUGGCAAUUAGUGACUGAGAUCAAGGGGCAGGAGCUACGUAUUUUCAGAUUUUGAUCCAACGAUGAGUCAUUCGGCUAUGUCCCAGGUGGCUGUAACUGUUCCUGUCAGCAGCGAUUUAUCUCUGAGAAGAUCUGCUCUUAAGCCAUGUGAUGUAAAUUUUCAGGAGAAAUCGUGGGCAAAGGUGUUGACUCUAGACUUGAAAUCAAACAAUCUGCGCUCAAGAAAUCAUCAUCUGAUAUGCAAGUCAGUGCAACAAGCAAGUGUACCUAAACUUUCUGUCUCCCCUUUAAAAUUGGAAGAUGACCCUGAGCCUCCAUUGAAUAUAUACAAGCCCAAACAACCCUAUACAGCAACAAUUAUUUCUGUUGAGAGGUUAGUUGGCCCAAAAGCUCCUGGGGAAACUUGUCAUAUCGUGAUUGAUCAUGGUGGAAAUGUUCCUUACUGGGAAGGACAGAGUUAUGGUGUUAUUCCUCCUGGUGAAAAUCCAAAGAAACCUGGGACUGCUCAUAAUGUUCGACUUUAUUCCAUUGCUUCCACUAGGUAUGGAGAUUUCUUUGACGGCAAAACAGCCAGCUUGUGUGUGCGUCGUGCUGUUUAUUAUGAUCCAGAGACACGAAAAGAAGAUCCUUCUAAGAAUGGGGUUUGCAGCAAUUUUUUGUGUAACUCAAAGCCUGGAGACAAAGUGCAGAUUACAGGCCCCUCAGGGAAGAUAAUGCUGUUGCCUGAGGAUGACCCAAAUGCUACCCAUAUAAUGAUUGCCACCGGCACUGGAGUUGCUCCUUUUAGAGGCUAUCUCCGUAGAAUGUUCAUGGAAUCAAUCCCUACAUUCAAAUUUGGAGGUUUAGCAUGGCUGUUCCUUGGCGUGGCAAAUAGCGAUAGCCUUUUGUACGAUGAUGAAUUUACCAAGUAUCUGAAGGACUAUCCAGACAACUUCCGCUAUGAUCGGGCUCUUAGCAGGGAGCAGAAGAAUAGGAAUGGUGGCAAGAUGUAUGUUCAGGACAAGAUUGAGGAAUAUAGUGAUGAAAUCUUCAAACUAUUGGACAACGGGGCUCACAUCUAUUUCUGCGGUCUUAAAGGAAUGAUGCCUGGGAUCCAAGAAACCUUGAAGAGGGUUGCUGAGCAGAGAGGAGAAAGUUGGGAGGAAAAACUUUCACAACUUAAAAAGAACAAACAAUGGCAUGUUGAAGUCUACUGAUGAUCUGUUUUGCUGAAUAUUCCCAUCUGUCUGGAGAAAUACAUUCCUCACACCUAGGCAUCCCAUGGAUUUGUUUCAAGUAAAAAACUUAGGUGCUCAAAGUUGUUAUAUCAUCUUUCAAUAUAAUUAUGACAUGUGGAUUUUCUUUUUAAUGAAGAUGAUUCUGUUGUGAGAAAGUAAAAGAUGUCCGCAUGUUAUAGUUUUAUUGAAAAAAGUUGAUAACAAACUCCUAAAGACUUUAUUCUAGUCUUCUUCAUUUUCAAUAAAUUCAAUAAGUAGUUUCUAUGAUAAUAAUUGUUCUGUGAUGAUAGAGAUUAUUUUCUUGAUCAAUACAACACUGAAGACCCAGUAUUUGGUGGUGGUUAAGAAGUUCUUCUGCAGAGGAACGACUUU
Molecule: messenger RNA, 1656 nt
Organism: Prosopis cineraria
Lineage: Eukaryota; Viridiplantae; Streptophyta; Magnoliopsida; Fabales; Fabaceae
Product: ferredoxin--NADP reductase, root isozyme, chloroplastic
Exons: 5
Coding region: 130-1263 (377 amino acids)
Molecular function (GO): oxidoreductase activity
Source: RefSeq, a predicted model, not a curated record